Spirodela intermedia is the source of this 1466-nucleotide messenger RNA. The record is from the annotation of a GenBank genome assembly. Lineage: Eukaryota; Viridiplantae; Streptophyta; Magnoliopsida; Alismatales; Araceae.
AUGGGCAGGAUGAAUUCGGCUAUGGUGAUCGUCGUGAUGGGUGUAUUGGCCAUUGCGAGCUGUGCCCAGGCUCAGCUUAGCCUAGGGUUCUACGGCCAAAGCUGCCCCAAUGCCGAGAAGAUUGUGCUGGACUACGUAAGAAGUCGCAUACCUAAAGCGCCAUCUCUCGCUGCUGCACUCAUCAGGAUGCACUUCCACGACUGUUUCGUGAGGGUAUGUAUUCAAUCCUCCUCCUUCCUCCCUCCUUCCUCAUCUUGCUCCCUCUCCCUCCUCCUGCCUUUCUUCUCCUCCUUUCUGUAAUUUCUUCCUCCUUGCUCAUCUUCGGUCCUCUUCUACUGUCGUGGAUACCGCUAACGCUCGAGUGAUCUCCACGUCUCAGGGAUGCGAUGGUUCAGUCCUUCUCAACUCUACGAAGAUCGCUAAUGCCAGCCAGACGGAGAAAGUUUCACCGCCGAACCUCAGCAUCCGCGGCUUCGGCUUCAUCGACGGCAUCAAAGCCCUCAUUGAGAAGGAAUGUCCCGGUGUGGUCUCCUGUGCCGACAUCGUUGCUUUGGCGGCCAGGGACUCCGUCGUAACCAUAGUGAGUAGUAGGAACGUCUUCCAUUACACUUUUUAACAGUUUAAACUCAACCUGGAUCAUCGAAGUCAACCUCCUACUUGGUCAGUAUCGCAAAGUAUAACAUGAAAAACAAUAAGAUAUAAUACAUAUAAGCUCAUUGUACAUAUAAGUUAAUCCAUUGAUUAUGCGAUAAUUGCGGCGAUUAAAGGUGUUGUGAUCCUCUUCAAACAGGGUGGCCCAUCUUGGAGCGUGCCGACAGGGCGCAGGGACGGGACGGUCUCCAACUUCACCGAGGCCUUGUUCAAUCUCCCACCUCCCACCUUUAACUUCGCGAACCUUACCGUUGCCUACGCCAGCAAGGGUCUUAACAUCACCGAUCUCGUCCUCCUCUCCGGUGGGUUCUCCUCUUCCUCAUCCUCCUCCGUCGUCGUCGCCAUCUUUCAACAAGGAUGCUCUGAACGGGGUCACUAACAAUCUCUCUGCUUUCGGCUCCACAGGAGCUCACACUAUCGGCGUCGGCCACUGUACCUCCUUCUCUAACCGCCUCUACAACUUCACCGGGAGGGGCGACCAGGACCCGGCCCUCGACAGCAACUACGCCGCCAGACUGAAGCAGAAAUGCACCUCCCUCGCCGACAACGUCACCAUCGUCGAGAUGGACCCAGGGAGCGUUAGGACCUUUGACCUCGGCUACUACUCUCUCCUGCUCAAGAGGAGAGGGCUCUUCCAGUCGGACGCCGCCCUCACUACCAACGCCGCCGCGAAGGCCUUCAUCACUAAGCUCGUCUCCAGCCCUCCCGAGGUCUUCUUCCAGCUAUUCGCCGGCGCCAUGGAGAAGAUGGGGCGGAUCGAAGUGAAGACCGGGUCAGCGGGUGAGAUCCGGAGAAACUGCGCCCUGGUCAACUAA